Messenger RNA from Geodia barretti, 243 nucleotides. The record is from the annotation of a GenBank genome assembly. Lineage: Eukaryota; Metazoa; Porifera; Demospongiae; Tetractinellida; Geodiidae.
AAACUUAUCAAUGAGUUCAGGGCCGUCAUCACAGCCAACGACACAGGCAGUCAGUUACAACACGAGGUGAGAAGCCUAGGGAAGGAUGCAAGGCAGGAGUUACUACGGAGUGCGGGAAUAACUCUAGAGAUUCCUCCAGAGGCAGGACUGGCUAUGAAGGCUGACUGCUCCCUUCCCUGGUUGCGACUGAGAAAAAUUCGUAGAUUCCUCAAAGACUGGGGCAUAGACUUCUCAAGUGAGCGA